AUGGAGUUCCCGGAGCACGGCGCGCGGCUGCUGGGCCGCCUGCGGCAGCAGCGCCAGCAGGGCUUCCUGUGCGACUGCACCGUGCUGGUGGGCGCCGCGCGCUUCCCGGCCCACCGCGCAGUGCUGGCCGCGUGCAGCGUCUACUUCCAUCUCUUCUACAGGGACCGGCCCGCGGGCAGCCGCGACGCGGUGCGGCUCAACGGCGACGUGGUCACGGCGCCCGCCUUUGGCCGCCUGCUGGACUUCAUGUACGAGGGCCGCCUGGACCUGCGCAGCCUGCCGGUGGAGGACGUCCUGGCCGCCGCCAGCUACCUGCACAUGUACGACGUCGUCAAGGUCUGCAAGGGCAGGCUCAGGGACAAGGGCCGCGCGCUGCACCGGGGGACCCCCGCCGCCCCGGCCGAGCCGCCAGGCCAGCCCCCGCGCCCCCAGCCCACCCGGUCCCCGGAGCUCUGCCCGGCCACGCAGAAUGCCAGGCCGCCCCGGGCUGGGGUCGGCGCCCUCCCUCCGCGAGCACCCGGGCCCCCUCCCUGGCAGGCCGCCGGAGACUCAGACCGGGCCCUGGACCUGUCACUGAAGCCGAGCCCCAGGCGGGAGCCAGUCCGUCCACCCUGUGUCCUUCAGACACCCCCCUGCAGCCAGAUGCAGCACUGCGUCCAGCGACUAGUGAAGGACUCGCGGGACUUGCUGUCGGAACCGGAGGACAGCAGCGGCCCUCGCAGCCCCCACAGCCCCCUGCAGCCCCGCUGUGUUCCUGCAGACAAGCGCCAGGCAGUGGGCGUGGAGCCGCUGCGGGGGGGCGGGGCGGGCGGCGGGGAGCUGGAGCUGGAUGCAGAGCGGGGGGCCGGCGGGGACGAGCCGAGUCCUGGCGGGCACCUCUGCGUGUGCCCGCUGUGCAGCAAGCUGUUCCCCAGCGCCCACGUGCUGCAGCUGCACCUCAGCGCCCACUUCCGCGAGCGGGACGGCGCCCGGGCGCGGCUGUCGCCCGACGGCCCAGUGCCCACCUGCCCGCUCUGCGGGAAGACCUUCUCCUGCACGUACACGCUCAAGAGGCACGAGCGCACGCACUCGGGCGAGAAGCCCUACACGUGCGCGCAGUGCGGUAAGAGCUUCCAGUACUCGCACAACCUGAGCCGCCACGCCGUGGUGCACACGCGCGAGAAGCCCCACGCCUGCCGCUGGUGCGAGCGCCGCUUCACGCAGUCCGGGGACCUCUACCGCCACGUCCGAAAAUUCCACUGUGGCCUGGUCAAGUCCCUGCUGGUGUGACCCAUCCCUGUGCGGCGUGGGAGGGCGGGGAGGGACCUCCCAGGUGGGCCGCUGGGAUGCAGCAGGAGGGAUGGGAGCUGGUGGGGGGUGGGGGGCAGCCCCGGUGCUGCAGCUCCCAGCAGAAAGGCCACCGCUGCCCCUGGACCGCAGUCUCAGGCUCGGGGUGACUUGGCCUGGCUUGGGCUGCCCUCUUCCACGC
Molecule: messenger RNA, 1468 nt
Organism: Odobenus rosmarus divergens (Pacific walrus)
Lineage: Eukaryota; Metazoa; Chordata; Mammalia; Carnivora; Odobenidae
Gene: ZBTB42
Product: zinc finger and BTB domain containing 42
Exons: 1
Coding region: 1-1269 (422 amino acids)
Biological process (GO): regulation of transcription by RNA polymerase II
Cellular component (GO): nucleus
Molecular function (GO): RNA polymerase II cis-regulatory region sequence-specific DNA binding; protein binding; DNA-binding transcription factor activity, RNA polymerase II-specific
Source: RefSeq, a predicted model, not a curated record